UGCCGAGCGGCUCGAGAGAGCGUGGCCUCAGUUGCGUCUCGUCUUUCACGGCGUUCGUGUCUCCCCAUCGACAUCGACUUCUCAUCAUUCUCUCUGUCUCGCUCCCUGCUCGCGUAUCUCCCUCUCUCCCUGCCGGCGAUAACGUAUAAAAAUAAAUAUGCCGUAUCGCGGUAAAUUACGACUGCUCGGCAGAGUGUGCCUCGCGUUCAGUAACGGAAAGACCGAGGGCAAUCCGUGUUUCGCCGUCGCCAGCAUUGCCGGCAGCAGAAACUUCUCUGUGAGCCACACGCUCGAUAUGAGGCAUGAUAUUAUAACGGAUGCGAGAAAAAAAAUAUCCAAUCUCAACGUAAACAUUUGUUUCGCCAGGAAUGACGAUUUCGACCUAAGGAAGGCAGUAGAGAGAAUAGUCGCCGAGGGCCGGAGCAUCACGCCCGAGGCCGACGUAAACUUCCUGGCGCCGGUCACGCGAAUGGACAAGCUCGUCUGCAUUGGCCUCAACUACAGCGGACAUUGUCAGGAGCAAGGUGUACCGACUCCGGAGAGUCCGGUGGUCUUUAACAAAUUUCCCAGCAACAUCAUCGGGCCGCACGACAACAUCCUGCUGCCGCAGAUCUCCGAUAAGAUCGACUGGGAGGCGGAGCUGGCGAUAGUGAUCGGCAAGAGAUGCAAAGGCCUGAAUAAAGACGACGUCGAGGACUGUAUCUUCGGUUACACAGUGGCGCAGGACAUAACGGCGCGCGACUGGCAGAAGCGGAACGGCGGACAAUUCCUGAUUAGCAAAGCGAUGGACACAUUCUGUCCCCUCGGUCCGGUCGUGGUCGCCAAGGAGGCGAUAUGCGACAUCAACAAUCUGUCCGUGAGGACAUGGGUGAACGGCAAUCUGAAGCAGGACUGCAAAACCAGCGAGCUCAUCUUCAAACCUCACGACAUAGUCGCUUAUCUUUCGCAAUUUAUGACAUUGUUACCAGGCGACGUGAUUCUUACUGGCACACCGGCUGGUGUAGGAUUCAGGCGUAAUCCACCUGAAUUUUUACAGCGUGGCGAUGUACUUGAAACCGAAAUCGAGAGUCUGGGACGUCUGAGAAACAAAGUGAUCUAAGAGACGGAGCACACCUUUGCAAAGCGUUAACAGAACUUCGUGAUCCUCAAAAGACUGGACCCAUGUUUCUUCAGGGAUAAACGCGAUGACGUUGAACUAAUCUAAGAGUUCGGAACCUGACCUCCAGAUACAAGGAUAACUACUCGAGCGAUGCCAAUAGUUUCAGCGCGAUUGCGAAUGUUGAUGCCAGAGAUAACAUCGCCCCUCUUCAGGGUACAAACAGAAAACGGGACAUUUACCAUCGAUAAUACAGCAACGCUAAUUUUCUAUUUGUCACAUACUUUACAUACUUGUAUAAUUAAAGCAAGAUUGUUUCUACUGUA
Molecule: messenger RNA, 1422 nt
Organism: Wasmannia auropunctata (little fire ant)
Lineage: Eukaryota; Metazoa; Arthropoda; Insecta; Hymenoptera; Formicidae
Product: fumarylacetoacetate hydrolase domain-containing protein 2
Exons: 6
Coding region: 158-1099 (313 amino acids)
Molecular function (GO): hydro-lyase activity
Source: RefSeq, a predicted model, not a curated record